Acaulospora morrowiae is the source of this 579-nucleotide messenger RNA. The record is from the annotation of a GenBank genome assembly. Lineage: Eukaryota; Fungi; Glomeromycota; Glomeromycetes; Diversisporales; Acaulosporaceae.
GCGUGCAUCAAACGUUGGCCAAUUACCUCUCUUCAUCCCUUUGGUACGUUGGUAAAUCAACUUGGUGAAAUCGGCAACGUAGAAGUUGAAACUGAAGCCUUACUCAAGGAUAAUAAUGUGUCAUCCGAGGAAUUCAGUGAAAAUAUAACAAAGUGUCUUCCGGUGAUUCCAUGGACGAUCCCCGAAAAGGAAAUCGAAACACGUCGCGACUUGCGUUCCACCAGAAUUUUCACGAUCGAUCCAAACACUGCAAAAGAUAUUGAUGACGCAGUUUCUUGUACUCGUUUGCCCGAUGGUAAUUACGAAAUUGGUGUUCAUAUUGCGGAUGUAAGCUAUUUUGUGAAACCCAACACUGCCCUUGAUCGUGAUGCUCGAAAAAGGGCAACUACUGUUUACCUUGUACAAAAAGUGGUUCCCAUGCUCCCUGGUUUACUUUCCGAAGAACUCUGCAGUUUGAACCCCGGUGUCGAUCGCCUUGCAUUUUCUGUUAUUUGGAAGAUGACACCUGAAGGCAAAAAUAUGGAGACUUGGUUCGGUCGAACCAUUAUUCGAUCUUGUACCAAACUAUCAUAUGAACAG